AGACAAGUGGCUGAUUGCUAUAUAAAAAGACUAAGAACUUGAUCAGAUAAGAAAAAAAAAAACUAAAUUAUGGCUAAUGAGCUUGGUUUGGUGAUAAAAAAGAACCAGUGGAAGAUGCCAAUGAGUGUUUUCUUCAAGGAUGCAAGACUUGUUUUCAAGUGGGAUGAUCUUGGAAAAGAGAUCCUAGGAAUUGCAUUUCCAGCUGCUCUAGCUGUUGCUGCUGAUCCCAUUGCUUCUCUUAUCGACACCAUUUUCGUCGGCCAUAUUGGAGCUGUUGAACUUGCAGCCGUUGGAGUGUCUGUUGCGAUAUUCAAUCAAGCUUCAAGGAUCACCAUAUUCCCAUUGGUGAGCAUAACAACAUCAUUUGUUGCUGAGGAAGACACUAUUGGAAAAACAGCCAUAAAACCAGUGAAAGGUGAGACAGAGAAGCAUUUGACAGAGAAUGGCCGAAAGAGAGAACUUACAUUACAGGAUGAAACCAAGAAGGAAAACAUGUUGGAAAAGAGUAGUUCUGCUUCACUUAUAACUAAAGAAACGAGAAAUUCGACACCCGGAAAUGGCACCAUUCAUGAUUUGGAAAAGAAUCCAAACAUGUUGGAAAAGAAGUCCUCAGAAGAACAUGAUGGAAAAAGAGAAUCUGUACAAGAAAAUGCCACACUUGAGAACUCUGAAAAAGAUUUGAGCACAAAGAAGAGUCAACCUCCUACUGUCAAGCCCAAGAAUAGAGAGAAGAAGCACAUUGCUUCAGCAUCCACAGCACUGAUCUUUGGGACAGUUUUGGGCCUCCUGCAAGCAGUUUUCCUUGCAUUUGGGGCUAAAUUCCUAUUAAAUGUAAUGGGAGUGAAGCAAGGCUCUCCAAUGCUAGCUCCUGCAAUGAAAUACUUGGUGUUAAGGUCACUUGGUGCUCCCGCUGUUCUUCUCUCUCUGGCCAUGCAGGGAAUCUUCAGAGGAUUUAAGGACACAAGAACUCCUCUCUAUGUUAUUGUUUUGGGGUACACAACAAAUAUCAUUUUGGAUCCAAUAUUGAUAUUUGUGUGCCAUUUGGGAGUGAAGGGUGCAGCCAUAGCACAUGUUCUUUCUCAGUACUUAAUUGUGUUGGUUCUAGCUUGGAGAUUAAUGCAAAAAGUGGAUCUCUUACCUCCUAGCCUUAGAGAAUUGCAGCUCGGUCGAUUUCUCAAAAAUGGUAGUCUGCUGUUGGCAAGAGUUAUAGCUGUGACCUUCUGCGUGACACUUGCUGCAUCCAUGGCUGCUCGGCUAGGUCCAACGCCGAUGGCUGCCUUCCAGACUUGCUUACAAGUCUGGAUGACGUCCUCCCUCCUCGCUGAUGGGCUUGCUGUUGCCGGACAGGCGAUCCUAGCCUGUGCAUUUGCAGAGAAAGACUACGACAAGACAACGGCUACAGCCACAAGAGUGCUACAGAUGAGCUUCGUUCUCGGCGUUGGACUUGCUGUGAUUGUUGCAGUGAUCAUGUACUUCGGAGCUGGAAUCUUCUCCGGAGAUGUAACUGUGCAAGCCCUCAUCCACGUCGGAGUGCCGUUUGUGGCCGCCACACAGCCAAUGAACUCUUUAGCAUUCGUAUUUGACGGAGUCAAUUUUGGAGCUUCUGAUUUUGCUUACUCUGCCUACUCUUUGACUUUGGUUUCCAUUGCUACCAUUCUCUCUCUCUUCCUUCUCUCCAAAAGCUAUGGUUUCCUCGGGAUUUGGACUGCUUUGGCCAUCUACAUGGCCCUUCGUACUCUUGUAGGAUUGUUGAGGAUGGGAAGUGGAACAGGACCGUGGCGUUACCUAAGAGGCUCGUUGUUGCCCUAAUUACGUUCUUACAUCAGAAAA
Messenger RNA from Cucurbita moschata (crookneck pumpkin), 1830 nucleotides. RefSeq names its product protein DETOXIFICATION 43-like. Gene Ontology annotation, molecular function: xenobiotic transmembrane transporter activity; citrate transmembrane transporter activity; antiporter activity. Gene Ontology annotation, cellular component: membrane. The record is from RefSeq and is a predicted model, not a curated record. The transcript has 13 exons. Bases 70 to 1809 code for a protein of 579 amino acids. Lineage: Eukaryota; Viridiplantae; Streptophyta; Magnoliopsida; Cucurbitales; Cucurbitaceae. Gene Ontology annotation, biological process: transmembrane transport.